This is a messenger RNA of Sclerotinia borealis F-4128, 510 nucleotides long. NCBI's taxonomy places the organism in Eukaryota, Fungi, Ascomycota, Leotiomycetes, Helotiales, Sclerotiniaceae. The record is from the annotation of a GenBank genome assembly.
AUGUCAAUGACAUCAUUUCUUAGAAAGCUGCGUUCCCGCACCUGGGAAUCAGACAGUACGCGCCGACUAAGCAAAGAAGAUGAAAUGUUACCAGUGUACCACUCCGAAUCCGAUUUCGUCUAUCUCAGACUCCUAUUAUAUACGACCACGAGAGAAAUCAAACACAGCAGUAUUCCGAAAGACAGCUGGAGUUACGACGACCAACGAGUAUGGUUAUUCAAAACAUUAGUCGAAGUGUGCGGUCGACCCGAUUACAAUGCUUACGAUAUCGCCACGCGGUGGGAGAAUAUCUCUCAGGAUCUAUACGAACUCAAGAAAAGGGAUUGGCAGAAUUUAUUAGUAAGCUACAAAGAUGGUGGGACGAUUCACCGGAUUUUGCGCAAGAUGGAGAAGAAGGCGAGCGAAUAUGGUCCCGAUGCAGAUGAUAUGACUAUAUAUAUGACCCGAGCAGAAAUAUGGGCGGCAAAUAUACGAAAAAGAUGGCGUGGAAGGAGUUUUAGCGUAUGGUAA